Iphiclides podalirius (scarce swallowtail) is the source of this 498-nucleotide messenger RNA. The record is from the annotation of a GenBank genome assembly. NCBI's taxonomy places the organism in Eukaryota, Metazoa, Arthropoda, Insecta, Lepidoptera, Papilionidae.
AUGCUCCAGCAUGGAGCUGUCGCGAAAGGGCAGGCGCGAGAGCCGAAUUGCGACGGAGGCUCGGGCGGCACCGCACGCGGCCGGAAACGGUCAUUGACCCUUCGCCCGCAGCGCCCCACGCGACCACGCGCACUCUGCAAGUGGAAAAUCAGCCUCCUCGCGAACCUCUCCGGCCCUAAUAGACCUAGCCAAAGUUGUGUGACAACGUGCACAGAAGAAAAAUUUUCCACUUUACGGGCUAAGCCUUCUCGAAGCUCGCAUAUGGCUGCGUACGUCAUUGGAGCGGCUAACUGGGCGCCGCCCCCGCCACCCCGCCGCCCCGCCGCCCCGCCAACACCCCCGGCACUUGUUGUAUCUGCAGCGUGGCUUCAUCACAACACACCGGAAUCGUAUGCGCCGCGCGCAAUGCCGAAGGCUCCGCUGACAAGGUCGUCACACGCGCACACACCUCCCCCCACCUCCGUGCGUUUCAUUAGUCGCCUCCAAUUGGGGAAUUCA